UCUAUUUUCGAAGUUCCUUGACUGGAGCAGACACGUGCUGACCAUCAGCUACUACAGAUAUAACGAAGUAGACACACCUCGGUCUCCCAGAUCGUCUUUUUGCCGCUCGUCAAGCGACGAAACGUGAAAAUUUGAGCUUGACACAGUUAGGUUAACCAACGUUAUUGUUAGGGCUUAUUUUAUUAAUCAAGUGCAAAUCGGGUCAGUGCGUGACAGUGUAUCGCAACGUUGAUUGGCGUCUGGCGUGAUGCGCGCUGGUUUCAGACUAGUCGUCCCGCUCGCAAGCGGCUCCCUCUAUCCGUCGAACCUGGCGAGCCGCUCAUUCUGUUCUUAUCGUCAAGUGAAAACGUUCACUCCCGCAAUAGCAUAGGACAGCUAGAACUGGCGCACGAGCUGCAGAAAGGUUUCGGACAUGGUGACGGGUGCCGGCCUUUUUCGCCGCGUCGCGCAACCAUGAGCCGAUGCGUGCGCUCGUUCGUCGUCUUCUUCGUCUUUAAUUUUGCGCUCGCUUUGUGUUUGUUAUCGCAAGGGUCACGAACUUUGGCUAAUGACCAGCUGUCCUCUUCCUUGUUAGUUUCGGAUGGUGCUGUGUCGGAUGAUGGAUUCGUGCAAGGGUGGGACAGGAGAUUAGCCUCUGGUGCGUCUUCAUUGUCGCCGAGUUCAAGGGCCUCAUCACCUGUUCCAAUAAUGGACAAUUCAACCUUGAGAGAGGCAAGUGACCUUUAUGCCAAUAUACGACAUGGCCGGAAUGUUACCUUACUACCCAUUUUGGCCCUACUCGAUUUAUCCUCCACGGAGGUGAACCGAGGUCAUUCGGAUGGCGACAGCACCAUCGAUGGCACCUCAUUGUUGAAAACGGCUCAAACGGCCGUAGCUCACGUCAACGCCCGUCAACUGAUACCUGGUUUCCACCUUCAGUUACUAGUCAAUGACUCCAGGUGCGAUUCGGGAGCGGGAGUCGACGCCUUCUUUCAUGCCAUUUAUACGACUAAGGACUCUUCUUCAUCCUCGUCGAGCAGCACGAAGACAAAAUCAAAGCCCACGACGCGUGUUGGACGUCCAUUCGUUAUGCUUCUAGGGCCGCAUUGUUCACACGUGACCGAGAGCGUUGCCAGCGUUACCUCCUACUGGAAUAUCGUUCAGAUCUCACACGCGGCAACGUCGGCCGGCUUGAGCGAUCGUCAGAAAUUUCCAUUCUUCUUCCGGACCGUCGCCGUCGAGUCCGCGCACAACGCCGCUCGGCUCGCUUUUUUGCGCCACUUUCGCUGGGACAGCGUAUCGUUUCUCGUGCAGAACGAAGACGAUUAUUCACUGGUGAUCAACGACUUGAGCGCACUGCUAGAGGACGCCAAUACGUCGGUAUCGAACAGCCUGACCUUUGCUCCCGACGAAUUGACGGAUACUCUUGAAAUUCUCCAAGCUCGCGAUGCUCGCAUUAUCAUUGGCAGUUUCGCCCCGUCCAUGGCGCUCCCAAUCUUCUGUGAGGUUCACCGUCGAAAUCUUUACGGCGCCGAUCACGUAUGGAUCCUUCCGGGCUCUGUUUUCAGAUCAGAUCGAUGGCUGGAGCAGUUGCAACACCAGCACGCCAUGGAAUUGUCUAACGGCACCUCUUGCGAUAGUCGAUUCAGCAAGAAGGAUUUGAUGGCCGUCAUUGAAGGGAAUUUCUUCAUGCGACCGUACUCGCAUCCUGUCAAUAUCACCGACGGCUUCUUUUCAUCCUUUCAAAUUCCGACCAUCACGAGCGAAGAAUUUCACGGCGAAAUUUACGACGCAAUUUGGACGAUGGCGCUAGCCCUUCGUGAGCUGCAGGUUGAUUACGCCCGUCAACCGGCCAAAGAAAGGCCGUCCUUGGCCAACUUCAAUUACGGUCGUAAGGAUAUGGCUGAACAGCUGAUGGCCAAGAUAUCAUCCCUCCGAUUCCAAGGCGCUUCAGGUCUCGUCUCGUACUCGGGAGCCGAUCGAAUUGGAACGACGUCCUUGUUUCAAAUCCAAAAGGGUGUGGCAAGACAGAUUGGACUCUUCCAUCCGGACAUGGGACUGGAAUUGAAUGGCAGCUGGCCGGUCAUGUGGCCACUAGGUCAACCGCCAGUUGCCACCCGCAUCAUCAAAUAUCGCAUAGAUACUAUAGCACCUACUGCGUUUUAUACGAUGACUUUGCUAGCUAGCCUUGGCAUCGUCUUUGCUCUCAUUUGUUUGUCGUUCAACCUGGUCAAAAGGAAGCUCAAGUAUAUCAAACUCUCGAGUCCUAAGUUGAACAACAUGGCCAUUGUUGGCUCGUGCCUCAUUUACGGUGCUGUGAUCUUGCUGGGUGUCGAUCACGCUACGCUCGUACACGACACAGGUUUUCCUUUUGUCUGUAUGGGUCGAGCUUAUUUCCUAUCGGCUGGAUUCUCACUUGCCUUCGGCGCCAUGUUUACCAAGACUUUCCGCGUCCAUCGUAUCUUUAGCAUGCGCAACAGUCUGCUCAAAAAUAAGCUUUUGGCUGACACCCAGUUGAUUGGCCUCAUUCUGGUAUUACUUUUAAUGGACACGUUAGUCAUAGGACUCUGGGUAGCAUUGGACCCCUUCGAGAGACAUCUCUACAAUCUCGUUAGAGUUGUCAGCUCAUUAGAUCGUAGCGUCGUCUAUCAGCCUCAGGUAGAAGUGUGUCGUUCGAACAGGUCGUCCAUGUGGUUGGGAAUCCUUUACGUUAAAAAAGGCUUACUUCUAAUCGCUGGAGUUUACAUGGCUUGGGAAACGAGGAAAGUUGCAAUUCCGGCGCUCAACGAUUCACCCUACAUUGGCAUGAACGUGUAUAACGUGGUAUUGACUAGUAUUAUUGUCGUUUUUUGCGAUUCCUUGUUAUCCGACCGGACGACGAUCAACUAUUUAGUGGUGGCGACGCUCAUUUUGACCUCCACUACUACUGCGCUUUGCCUUUUAUUUUUACCCAAGUUCCACGCCGUUUGGCGACAAUCACGAGGUGGCGUUCCUAUAGACCCAAUAUGUCACGGCACUGGAUUGAAAUUAGAAUUUAAUACUAGAAGGAUGGUUGUGGACGACCGGAAGGAAUUGUUGACUCGAGCUGAGAUCAUGAAUCGGGUUUAUUUGCGCGAUAUCGCCAAGUUAGAUGCGGAAAUUCAGCGGCUCGAUCGCAUUUUAGCCAAAGAAUUUAAUUCGAGCGUCUCGACUCUUGAUGACUACAGCUCAGCGAUUCAAGCGGAAGUGACGCAGCUGUAUGCCAUGUUGGAACAAGAUCAAGAGCCGACUGUCAACGUCCGCACGCCUGUGACAACAUGGGAUCUACCCAACUACUUCAACAAACUGGUAUCGAGGAGCUGUGUAUCUCUGGGCGAUUCACAUCAGGUGAAUGCGAACUCAGCGAAAACUAAACACCGUGGAAACAAGGGUUCCACAGCUGUCGGUUGGGGCUCAGCGUCUUGCUUAAACUGCAGUAGGAACGAUAUACAGACCAAACCUGCAAGUAGAAGUUGUAACGUUGGAAUAAAGAACAACCAGAGUUCGCUGGUGACUCUGCUGAACUUGGCUGUGGACAGCGGCGGUUACGAAACCAUUUACCAACUGGUCGAUAGAAGUCUAUUACUUGUUGAGGAAGAUGUUGACAGUCCAGGUACUGUAAGUAUGGCUCAAACAUUUGUAGAAGAAUCGGCUGAUGUCAACAUUAGUCAGGGGUCGGACGACGAAUCAGCCAGUCAAGAAGUUAUCGUAUCAUUCCAAUGGUGACAUUUGUAUUUAGCUGUAAAACAAAUGGUUUAAUCGUCUAAUUAUUCUGGCCGCAAACCGUCCGGAAUCGCGAUCUCAUCAUAAUUUGAAAUUGUUUAAUAAUGACAUGUCCUAACUCUUCAGAGCCAUAAAAAAAAAGUAAAUUUCAUUUUCUGAUGGAUGGAUUAUUGUUUCAUUGUGAAAUUCAACAGAUCAAUCGACCAAUAAAUAUA
Molecule: messenger RNA, 3935 nt
Organism: Daphnia carinata
Lineage: Eukaryota; Metazoa; Arthropoda; Branchiopoda; Diplostraca; Daphniidae
Gene: GABA-B-R3
Product: gamma-aminobutyric acid type B receptor subunit 2-like
Biological process (GO): G protein-coupled receptor signaling pathway; gamma-aminobutyric acid signaling pathway
Cellular component (GO): G protein-coupled receptor heterodimeric complex; membrane
Molecular function (GO): G protein-coupled GABA receptor activity
Source: RefSeq, a predicted model, not a curated record